This is a messenger RNA of Nyctereutes procyonoides (raccoon dog), 9182 nucleotides long. It is a transcript of the gene ATP2B2, whose product is annotated as ATPase plasma membrane Ca2+ transporting 2. Gene Ontology annotation, molecular function: P-type calcium transporter activity; ATP hydrolysis activity; PDZ domain binding. The record is from RefSeq and is a predicted model, not a curated record. Lineage: Eukaryota; Metazoa; Chordata; Mammalia; Carnivora; Canidae. Gene Ontology annotation, cellular component: intracellular membrane-bounded organelle; postsynaptic density membrane. The transcript is spliced from 27 exons. Gene Ontology annotation, biological process: calcium ion transmembrane transport; regulation of cytosolic calcium ion concentration. The coding region runs from base 552 to 4370 and encodes 1272 amino acids.
CGCUCGCGGAGCCGGCGCAGGCCAAGGGGAGGUAGGAACCCCCACUCAACUGUUGGCCUCUGACACCGUUCCUGGGACCCCAUCCACACCUUGUUUCCCACACCCGGAAUACAGACUGAGAGGAGCCCAGGAGAUAGAGCUGAGCUUCAUCACCCAGUCCCCAGAGGCAGCGAGACAUGGGCCCCAGUUUCCAAAUCCUGACGCCUUUCAUUUAACCAGAAGACUUGGAGGGGAGCCACCACCCCUGACCAUGUAGAUGCCAGCUCCAGGGAGCAGCAUGGGCCCCACUGAAUGGAGACUCCUGGGUCUGCAGCCCUGAGCCCCUCUGGCCCCUGGACGUUGCCCCGUGCCCAGGGAUACACCUUGAAGCUCACCACUGCUGUCGCCAGCCCACCUCAACCACCCCCUCCUCCUGGAACCCAAAGUCGGCCACCAGGAGCCACAGUCAUCCAGUGAGGUUGUGCUAAGGACAGUCACACGGAGCCAUCGCCCAGCAGUCUCUUGUCCAGCGCUGACUCUCGGGCCCACCCUGAACAGGGACUGGAGCAAACAUGGGUGACAUGACCAACAGCGAUUUUUACUCCAAAAACCAAAGAAAUGAGUCGAGCCAUGGGGGUGAGUUUGGGUGCACAAUGGAAGAGCUCCGCUCUCUAAUGGAGCUACGGGGCACCGAGGCUGUGGUCAAGAUCAAAGAGACUUAUGGUGACACUGAAGCCAUCUGCCGGCGCCUCAAAACCUCACCUGUGGAAGGUUUGCCAGGCACCGCUCCAGAUCUGGAAAAGAGAAAGCAGAUUUUUGGGCAAAACUUUAUACCUCCAAAGAAGCCAAAAACCUUCCUGCAGCUGGUGUGGGAGGCACUGCAAGAUGUGACGCUGAUCAUCCUGGAAAUUGCGGCCAUCAUCUCCCUGGGGCUGUCCUUCUACCACCCGCCUGGAGAGAGCAAUGAAGGAUGUGCAACGGCCCAGGGAGGGGCAGAGGAUGAAGGGGAGGCAGAGGCAGGCUGGAUCGAAGGGGCAGCCAUCCUCCUCUCAGUCAUCUGUGUGGUCCUGGUCACGGCCUUCAAUGACUGGAGCAAAGAGAAGCAGUUCCGAGGCCUGCAGAGCCGCAUUGAACAGGAGCAGAAGUUCACCGUGGUCCGGGCUGGCCAGGUGGUCCAGAUCCCUGUGGCUGAGAUUGUUGUUGGGGACAUCGCCCAGGUCAAAUAUGGUGACCUCCUCCCUGCCGACGGCCUGUUCAUUCAGGGCAAUGACCUCAAGAUUGAUGAAAGCUCCCUGACAGGGGAGUCUGACCAGGUGCGCAAGUCCGUGGACAAGGACCCCAUGCUGCUGUCAGGGACCCACGUGAUGGAGGGCUCUGGACGGAUGGUAGUGACUGCUGUGGGUGUGAACUCUCAGACUGGCAUCAUCUUCACCCUGCUGGGGGCUGGUGGUGAGGAGGAAGAGAAGAAAGACAAGAAAGGUGUGAAGAAGGGGGAUGGCCUUCAGCUACCAGCGGCCGAUGGUGCAGCAGGUUCAAAUGCUGCAGAUAGUGCAAAUGCCAGCCUAGUCAAUGGUAAAAUGCAGGAUGGCAAUGUGGACGCCAGCCAGAGCAAAGCCAAACAGCAGGACGGGGCAGCCGCCAUGGAGAUGCAGCCCCUCAAGAGUGCAGAGGGUGGCGACGCCGAUGACAAAAAAAAGGCCAACAUGCACAAGAAGGAGAAAUCUGUGCUACAGGGCAAACUCACCAAGCUGGCUGUGCAGAUCGGCAAGGCGGGUCUGGUGAUGUCGGCCAUCACAGUCAUCAUCCUGGUGCUCUACUUCACUGUGGACACCUUCGUGGUCAACAAGAAGCCGUGGCUACCCGAGUGCACACCCGUCUAUGUGCAGUACUUCGUCAAGUUCUUCAUCAUCGGCGUGACGGUGCUGGUGGUCGCCGUGCCCGAGGGGCUCCCUCUGGCUGUCACCAUCUCGCUGGCCUACUCGGUGAAGAAAAUGAUGAAAGACAACAACCUGGUACGCCACCUGGACGCCUGUGAGACCAUGGGCAAUGCCACCGCCAUCUGCUCAGACAAGACAGGCACACUGACCACCAAUCGCAUGACAGUCGUGCAGGCUUAUGUUGGCGAUGUCCACUACAAGGAGAUCCCUGACCCCAGCUCCAUCAAUGCUAAGACCAUGGAGCUGCUCGUCAAUGCCAUUGCCAUCAACAGCGCCUACACCACCAAGAUUCUGCCCCCAGAGAAGGAGGGUGCCCUGCCUCGGCAGGUGGGCAACAAGACGGAGUGCGGCCUGCUGGGCUUCGUGCUGGACCUGAAGCAAGACUAUGAGCCGGUGCGCAGCCAGAUGCCGGAGGAGAAGCUGUACAAGGUGUACACCUUCAACUCCGUGCGCAAGUCCAUGAGCACGGUCAUCAAGCUGCCCGACGAGAGCUUCCGCAUGUACAGCAAGGGCGCCUCUGAGAUCGUGCUCAAGAAGUGUUGCAAAAUCCUCAACGGGGCAGGGGAGCCCCGGGUCUUCCGGCCCCGUGACCGGGACGAGAUGGUGAAGAAGGUGAUCGAGCCCAUGGCCUGCGAUGGGCUCCGCACCAUCUGUGUGGCCUACCGUGACUUCCCCAGCAGCCCUGAGCCCGACUGGGACAAUGAGAAUGACAUCCUCAAUGACCUAACCUGCAUCUGCGUGGUGGGCAUCGAGGACCCUGUGCGGCCCGAGGUCCCAGAAGCCAUCCGCAAGUGCCAGAGGGCAGGCAUCACAGUUCGCAUGGUCACUGGUGACAAUAUCAACACAGCCAGGGCCAUCGCCAUCAAGUGUGGCAUCAUCCAUCCUGGGGAAGACUUUCUAUGCCUGGAGGGCAAGGAGUUCAACCGGAGGAUCCGCAAUGAGAAGGGGGAGAUUGAACAGGAGCGAAUUGACAAGAUCUGGCCAAAGCUACGGGUGCUGGCUCGUUCCUCCCCCACGGACAAGCAUACCCUCGUCAAAGGCAUCAUCGAUAGCACACACACCGAGCAGCGGCAGGUGGUGGCCGUGACGGGGGAUGGCACCAACGAUGGGCCUGCACUCAAGAAGGCUGACGUGGGCUUUGCCAUGGGCAUCGCAGGCACGGAUGUGGCCAAGGAGGCCUCAGACAUCAUCCUAACGGAUGACAAUUUCAGCAGCAUUGUCAAGGCAGUGAUGUGGGGCCGCAAUGUCUAUGACAGCAUCUCCAAAUUCCUGCAGUUCCAGCUGACGGUCAAUGUGGUGGCUGUGAUCGUGGCCUUCACCGGCGCCUGCAUCACGCAGGACUCCCCCCUGAAGGCCGUGCAGAUGCUCUGGGUAAACCUCAUCAUGGACACGUUCGCCUCGCUGGCGCUGGCCACGGAGCCGCCCACCGAGACCCUGCUUCUGAGGAAGCCAUAUGGCCGCAACAAGCCCCUCAUCUCACGGACCAUGAUGAAGAACAUCCUGGGCCAUGCCGUCUACCAGCUGACCCUCAUCUUCACCCUGCUGUUUGUUGGCGAGAAGAUGUUCCAGAUCGACAGUGGGAGGAACGCGCCCUUGCACUCGCCACCCUCGGAGCACUACACCAUCAUCUUCAACACCUUCGUCAUGAUGCAGCUCUUUAACGAGAUCAAUGCCCGCAAGAUCCACGGCGAGCGCAAUGUCUUUGAUGGCAUCUUCCGGAACCCUAUUUUCUGUACCAUCGUGCUGGGCACCUUUGCCAUCCAGAUAGUGAUCGUGCAGUUUGGGGGGAAGCCAUUCAGCUGCUCUCCACUGCAGCUGGACCAGUGGAUGUGGUGCAUAUUCAUCGGGUUAGGAGAGCUCGUCUGGGGCCAGGUCAUCGCUACCAUCCCGACCAGCAGGCUCAAGUUCCUCAAGGAGGCAGGCAGGCUCACGCAGAAGGAGGAGAUCCCAGAGGAGGAGCUCAAUGAAGACGUGGAGGAGAUAGACCACGCUGAGAGGGAGCUGCGGCGAGGCCAGAUCCUGUGGUUCCGAGGCCUGAAUCGAAUCCAGACUCAGAUUGAAGUAGUCAAUACUUUCAAGAGCGGGGCCUCCUUUCAGGGGGCCCUGCGGAGACAGUCCUCCGUCACCAGCCAGAGCCAGGACAUUCGCGUCGUGAAGGCGUUCCGUAGCUCUCUCUAUGAAGGUCUAGAAAAGCCUGAGUCUCGAACCUCCAUCCAUAAUUUCAUGGCUCACCCUGAAUUCCGGAUCGAAGAUUCCCAGCCCCACAUCCCCCUCAUUGACGACACCGACCUGGAAGAAGAUGCCGCGCUCAAGCAGAAUUCGAGCCCGCCGUCAUCGCUCAACAAGAACAACAGCGCCAUCGACAGCGGGAUCAACCUGACAACCGACACAAGCAAAUCAGCUACCUCUUCAAGUCCAGGGAGUCCCAUCCACAGCCUGGAGACGUCGCUUUAGCUGAGGACCCCCGCCGCCACCCACCCCCGGGCCCCACCCAUCCAGGCACCCAGCUCACCCAAGCAGCAACGAGCAACAACAGGAAACCAAAUACUGGCGAGAAAACCAACAUUUCCCCCCCAAGAGACCCUUUUUCUGGCUGCGAUGCUGUUUGAACUCUUUUUCACUUUGAGGCAAGGGGGCGGGGUCUCCCCGGGGGGUCCCCGGGAGUGAGCGAUCUUCCCAGGACAAGCCCUCCCAGGCUCCCGCCCAAACAUGGACCAGCCAUGCACCCGCCAGGCCACCACGUCCCCUGCAUGAAUGUACUGUACACUUCCAGUCCUCCCCUUGUUUGGUGUGGGGGGGUCGGGGAGGGUUUUUUGUUUGUUUUCUUAGGCGGGAACUGCAAACAGACUCUUUUCUGAGACUAUUUAUCCAAUCCACUGGUCUGUGAGUUUUUGAAAAUGCUUGCGCAGCAUGGUCUCAGUUGUAUAGGUUAAUUUAACAACUUUUUGAAACUGCAGAGCUUCACUCACCUAGUAAAUUUGCACCAACGGAACCGAAGAACUUCAUAGACACUCACAAGGUUAUAUCCAUUUCUUUGUAUCUAUAUCAACGUAUACUUUUCCAAGACUGUAUACGUCCAUAUAGAUAGGUAUAUAUAUAUAUAUAUAUAUAUAUACACACACACGGAUAUAUAAAGUUUUUUUUUUUUUUUUUGCCGGCAUGUUGCCUUGUUUCCGCUUAAAUUGCUCUAUUUUAACUUAUUUAUGUCCUAAAACAAGAAUGUAAUUUGUUUACAAACCUGUAGAUAACGUCUUUGGCUAUUUGUACGGUUUAAGAACACUGGUGGCUGAGAUGCUAUAAAAACAGCUCAGCCCAACAGACACUUCCCCGGAUUGCAUCCUUGAUGUUUUACAAUAGCCAUGCUCUGAUUUUUGCCUGCUGUUUCCGUUCAAUUAUGUCACUACCACGGGAGGCCCAGACAGAAGCCAAACACUACCGAGUAUCCAUCCGGAAGGGGGUUAACACCGUGCUCCGUAGACAAGGGAGAGGAGGAGAGAAGGCUUCCUAGGUUCGUAGCGCUACCGGCCGGCGCAGCCCGAGGAUCCGGGCGUCUGCCAAGCUUUGGUUGAAGACUUUUCUCUCGAUGAAACUCGCUUGAGUUUACCAAGAGCAUUUCAAAAAAAAGAGGUUCUCUUUGGCACUGUCUGUACAGAGGUUGAGGUAGUGUUGCAAUAUUAUAAAUGCUACUGUGUUGAUUUUCUUUUUUCUUUUUUCUUUUUUUUUUUUUAGUAAUUUAGAGGUUUAUUUACUUAUAAAUUGCAGCGUAUGAGCUGUUGGCAUACUGGAUGAGGAUCAUUAUGGCUUGCUGCUUUUAUUUUUAUUUUUGAAGAAGAAUAGCCUUUUUCUCUGCACUAUUUAGAUCCGAACGAACCUUAUGAUGUGUAUAUUGAGAUGUAUUCAGUGUGAUUUUUUAAACCAAAUUGUCUUCCUGUAGUCGCAAUAUAUACUGUAGCCUUUCGACAGCAAGUCUUGCUUUCCCAGACAGAAAGCCAUUCUGAAACCCUACAGUAUCACAGGUGAGAAAAGGUGGUUAAUUUCCCCCCAAGACAAUAACAGCACUAGUAAUCCCACUUAAUGAGAGCUUAUUUAAUUGUACGUCAGCCUCUUAACUGCUAAGCACUUUGUGGGUAUCAGCUUUUUUCAUAAAAGAACUUUUGUAUUUAAUACAAAGUUUGCUUUGAGACUUUUCAGCAUACAAUCUUUUUCCAUAAACUUGUACAGUGCAAAAGACAUUUUGAAUACCAUGAUCGAUGACGUCCCAUGCUUCAAGGAAAACCAAACACUUUCCACCUCGCUUGCGAAAUGCGCUCCUCAGACUGACCCUUCCCAUGGUUGCUCUGUGUCAGCUCGGCCCUUCCCCUCUCCAGGCCCAGAGAAUUCUCCCACAAACAAGAUGAGAGCCACUUGGGAAAAGAGCCAUAGUCCGCUGGGAGGGCCUACGUCUGGGUGGCUGUGAAGGAACCUGAGGGUUUGGGAUCCCAAGUCUGCCCAUCCCACUUGGCAAACCUUCCUGGAAGGAGGACCUUCUGCGCGUGAGAGCAUCCCCUGAAUGUCGCAAAGGAGUAUCUCUGAAUGUACCCAGCAAAGGAAACUGCAACCCCAACAGGGUGACCAGCCCUCAGAUAUGCUUAUUGGAUUCCAAUACAAACACCACCAAAAGCCAGCCCGCUGUUCUCCUGCCAGGAAAGGAAAGACCCACUCAUGGAAAACAUGGAGCAGCCUUGGAACAUGGUGGUUUUUUGUUUUUGUUUUUGUUUUUUUGUAGUUUCCUUUCUCAAGGUUUCCCAUAUCCCCACCUUCUCUGUUCCAAUCUUGUGUCCAUGACCUCAUUCCACAACACCAGGAGAGCCGCGUGUGCGCACCAUGCUCCCUGUUCAUUAGGAGCCAGGACACAGGGAAAACAGGAGGCUUUCUCUGAGCAGAGCUUAGCUUGGGGAACAGGGAGCAGUGGUAGAGUGACCGGGAACACCCGACCUUAGUGUUGGUCUUUUCUUGUCAGGAAUGAUGGAUGCUCACACACACGCACGCACGCGCACACACACACACACACAGACACACACACAGGAAAUGAUUGGUUUGUCAAACCUCACCGUAGUACAUAAAGCUUGCACUCUGCGUCCUAUAUCUAGCAGCAUGGGGUACGUUUGGCAGUUCACCCCAUUAGGGGGUAAAUAAUUUAUGACCAUUCAUCUGUUUUUAUGAAUUUUUUUAUCUAGACAAUAAUUGUAAAUAAAGAACUCACCGUCUCUGUUCAUUUAAUACUAUGCAAUGGUUAUGCUUUCAAUUGCUGACUCUUCUUAUUCCCGCAGUGUGGUUCUGAAAUGUCUGUGGUUAAAAAAAAAAAAAAAGGCAAAAAAACAACAUCAACCAGAACACAACAAAUAUAUACUCUGUAAUUUUUUUUUUCCAGUUUGGGACUGCACCAUCCACUUAACUUCUUUUCUGUCCUCUGGACAAGGGCUUUAGAAGAUAGCAGAUUCAUUCUGAGGUCUAAGCUCAACCACUUGUCUCCCCUCAACAGAUGAGAGAAGAGCAGGGGGCACAUUCAAUGACCCCCAGGGAUGAAGAAUCACCCACCUGUGGAGGUGGGCAGGGAGGAACGUUUCCUCCCUGUGUCUCAGGCAGUGCUUUCCCUAACUCUGAAGCAGCCUCCAUUGUUCCCACCAGUCCCUUGCCCCCUUGUCCCAACCAGAGCACAGGGUUGACAAGAGGGAGGGUGCCCUGCUUUUGAGACCAGACCAAUGACAAUGACAGUAGUGGGCCAAGGACUCUGGACCCAUCUCAGCCUGGGUAGCCUACUUAUUGAAGAGCUGCUCUCUUCCCAACCAUGUUGAAAUGCCACUUGUACCACAUAUUGAUAGUUUAUAUAGAUUUGGGUCUAUUUCUGGAAUUUCUCUUCUGUUCCCUUCUCUGGGUGUCUCAUCUGGCACCAGCCAUACAGUUCUAAUUACUGUCAUUUUAUAUAAUGUUUUAUCAUGUGGAGGGAUAAGUACCCUUCCCUCUUUUUUUUUUUUAAACGAAAUUUCCUGAUUAUUGUCUCACAGCUAUUCUUUUACGGAAACUUCACAAUGUUGCCAAGUCUUCCACCACAACCCCCUGUCCUUCCCCCACCCCAAAUCCUGGGCCCUGUCAUUUUACUGGCAAAGGGCUUCCUGCCAUUGUAAGCACUGUUCAUUCAGGGUCACUAAAUAGUGUUCCAUAAGGAGAAACAAAAAGAACAUUCUAAAUCCUGGGGGAAUGUUCCUCCCAUGAUCUCACCUGUACCCUAAGCAAGGUUGUCAUCAGGAAAGGCCACCAAGCCCCACCCCCAGUCUCAGUUUAGGACUCAGUCACCCACCUUGGUUGUGCUGUGGUGGACCUUCCAUCUGCCCCAGAAGAGGAAGAGAGGGCUCUCUCUCUCUCCCAGACCUGGAGCUACCAGAAUGCAUGGCCCAGUUGUCUAUGUUCUAAUUUUCUUCAUGAAGAAACAUUUAUUCCUGUCUCCCUCUCCUGAACGAACUUUUUUAUUUUUGUUGGGGGGGGGUCACUUCUUGUUCUUUAUUCAGAGUUUAUUCAGCGGUUGUGUAAUAGGUCCUUUGGGAUGCAGGAAUUUCUUUCCCAGACCUUCAAACCACCCUGACUCCCCCUGCCCAUCCCUGCUCUACUUAAGGGAGGCUGUCAGCUGGGUGCGCUGCAACGUGCCUCCCACCCUAAACUCUCUCCAUAGUAUCUGAGAUCCCAUGAGAAGAUGGGAGGAGUGCAUUUCUUGAAGGCUUUGGGUCUUCCAGAGCCAAGCCCUAUCAAACAACAGCAGAAAAUCCCCAGGUCUUUUACAGAUUACAAAGCAAGCUGUCCAGAUUGUGAUGCAGAGAUCCUACUCACCCUAGUAAAAGGAAGGGGAUCCCAGGCCCUGGACAUCACCUAUCACCCCCUCCACCAAAAACAAGACCUUUGAGGCUGCUCUGGGACCUCCUCAGCCCCCUAAGUCUGUUUUGUAAUGCCUGUGGUGCUCUCCCUCCGGACCUUUCCUCUUGGGGGUCGCCACACUCUGCUAACUCUUGUGUGCACAUAUUUUAUAACAGAGUAGCGAGGAAAUGGUGCCGCUCCAGCUUCCACAAGCUGCCCGGGCUCUGGGGGGCUCCGGGACAAUCGGGGCUGGGAAGUGACUGUGCUCUUAUUGUACACUCUUUAUUUCUCUGUAUCUCUGGCUUGUGCUCUUUGUAAUUAAUGGGAUUUGUCUGCCUUUUCAACACUAUCCUGAGCAAUAACAAUAAAUGCACACGUGGA